Molecule: messenger RNA, 1346 nt
Organism: Stegastes partitus (bicolor damselfish)
Lineage: Eukaryota; Metazoa; Chordata; Actinopteri; Pomacentridae
Gene: dhrsx
Product: dehydrogenase/reductase (SDR family) X-linked
Exons: 7
Coding region: 22-999 (325 amino acids)
Source: RefSeq, a predicted model, not a curated record
UGUUGCGUUGGAAGCAGAAGGAUGUGGCUGCUGACAGUGCUGGUGCCUCUUCUCAGACUGUAUUUAUGCGGAAUGAAAGUCCUCGUCUAUCAAAUGUUCAACCGGUCCUUCAGUCUUCCAGUCCUACCCAAGCAAAAUGGAAGGGUUGCCAUUGUGACUGGAGGCACCAGAGGAAUGGGUUUUGAGACAGCGAGACACCUGGCAAGCCUUGGCAUGCAUGUUAUCAUAGCUGGGAAUGAGAGAGAAGAGGGAACAGUGGCCGUCAGAAGGAUUCACGAAGAUGGUGGCGAAGGAAAAGCUGAGUUUGUCUUUGUGGAUCUGACUUCACUAAAAUCAGUUCGGCAGUUUGUUCAGACCUUCAAAGCCAGAGGUCUUCCCCUCCAUGUCCUGGUCAACAAUGCUGGGACCAUGUUGGUUCCUGAAAGACAGACCGAGGACGGCUUUGAGUUCCACUUUUGCCUCAACUAUCUCGGCCACUUCUUGUUGACCAACCUGCUGCUGGACGUGCUGAAGAGAUCAGGGAAACCGGGCUGCUGCUCCAGAAUCAUCAACAUGUCCUCUGCCACUCACUACGCAGGAGUUAUAGACAUGGAGGACUUAAAUAGGAGGAACUGCUACAGCUCCCAUGGUGCUUACUCCCAAAGCAAGCUGGCUCUGGUCCUCUUCACCUACUACCUGCAGGAGCAGCUGAUGGCCGGCGGCUUUUCCGUGACUACGAACGCUGUGGACCCCGGGAUGGUGGACACGGCACUGUACAAUAACCUGUGGAGCCUCGCGCAGGCGCUCAAGAAACCCGUGGCAAAGAUACUGUUCCGGACUCCAGCAGAGGGAGCAUCCAUAUCCAUCUAUGCUGCAGCUGCUUCUGAGAUGGAAGGACUAGGAGGCUGCUAUCUGUACAACGGUGUGAAGAGGCAGUCCUCCGACCUUUCCUACGACCCUGAACUGCAGGUGCAAAUGUGGAAAAAGAGCUGUGAGCUCGUUGGCCUUCAGAAGGCCUGAUUCGUUUUGCUGUGACCAUCACACUGGUUAGUUCCACUGGAUGUUAUCUGGCACUGACAAAUGAUACGGAGCCACUGCCUCACUUAAUUCCGUUCCAAAAUCCAAAUAUCUAGUGUUAAAAAGUAUCCACAGAUUUACAGACUAAAUUUGUCUCCCAAGCUCAGCAGCUCACGUACAUUUUUGCUUGUGAAAAACCCAAAUACAUUAGAAAAACAGUGUUCUGGACACCGUCGGAUGUCCAAUAAUAGUAAGCUAGGCUAAUUAAAGUAGGCUCCAUAGAAAUGUUGUGUGUAUAUAUAUAUAUGCUUAUACACACACACAUAUAUAUCUACAUGUGUGUGUGUAUG